Molecule: messenger RNA, 843 nt
Organism: Paramecium tetraurelia
Lineage: Eukaryota; Ciliophora; Oligohymenophorea; Peniculida; Parameciidae
Exons: 2
Source: RefSeq, a predicted model, not a curated record
AUGUUAUCUCAAAUGUCUUAAAUGGAUUCCAUUUUACGUGGAGGUGGUUGCGGAACUUCAAAAAUAAACCCUCUAUCAUCAGAAAUCUCAAAGUCAGAUAAUUAAGAUCUUUAUAAUUUCUUUAAUAAAUUUAAUUUUUAUGUUGAGAUAAUUUGCACUAAGGCUGUUAUUGCUGUUGAUUAGUCAGAGAAUUAAGAAAUAAUGAUAGCUCUGUAAUGGUUUACUUAUUAAGAAGAAAAAAUUUACAAACUUAACAAGAAUGCUUAAAGCGUAGCGGAAUCUUACAACUUAAUUUUAGAGGGUAUUAAAAAGUUGUUGAAAAGUUGUUUGAUCUACAUUAGAACAGAUUCAUUUAAAUGUUUAUACAUAUUAUAGACAACAGCGUCUCUAUCUAAAGUUGUAUUUAGCUUUCAUGUGAUGAAUGAGGAGAGAUUUAUGAAAUGUGAUUUAUAACAGGAAUUUUUGGACAUCUCUGAUGAAUUAGGAUAACAUGUGAAAAUAGAGAAGAAUGAUUUAAUUCAAAAUCAAAUGGAACUCUUUCUUUUUUUAACAAAAACUUCUUUCUAGAUAUCACCAAAUAAUAGUAAUCAAAGGAAAGAAAUUUUAGAAGGAUUUUUAAGUGGGAUCAUUGUUUCGAUGAUUUAAAUGAGGCCAAAUGAACAAUUGCUUGAAUCAUUGUUCAAGGGAGCUUGUUAUCUUUAUUAUUCAUAUGUUGUUGAUAAAAAUAGAAAAUAGUUUGAAAUAUGUUGCAAUGGGAGAUAAUAAGUUAUUUUAACAAUGAAAGAUUUUAAGAUCUAGACGAAAUAAUUUUACGUGUUGAGGUAAUAUAUGAUUAAAUUGUGA